Saprolegnia parasitica CBS 223.65 is the source of this 754-nucleotide messenger RNA. RefSeq lists its product as hypothetical. The record is from RefSeq and is a predicted model, not a curated record. NCBI's taxonomy places the organism in Eukaryota, Oomycota, Saprolegniomycetes, Saprolegniales, Saprolegniaceae. Gene Ontology annotation, molecular function: peptidyl-prolyl cis-trans isomerase activity; protein binding. Gene Ontology annotation, cellular component: cytosol; nucleus. The coding region runs from base 35 to 646 and encodes 203 amino acids. The transcript has a single exon.
AUAAUUCUUCUGAUCGUCAAAAGACUGGAGGCCGAUGGCGGAGACCAAGACGACGAGCAAGAAGGGCGACCGGGUGGUGCCAUCGGGCUGGACGCGCGUCGAGAGCAAGAGCCGUCCUGGCGAGUGCUACUACCUCAACAAGAAGACGGGCCAGAAGACGUGGAAGUACUCGGAGAUGAUGAGCAGCAGUAAGGACGGGAAGCGGAAACGCGACGAGAAGGCCAAUUCGUCAUCGUCGUCCAAGCGGCCCAAGAGUGACGAGAAGCAGUCCAAGGUCGACGACGAAUCGACGGUGCACGUGCUCCACAUCCUCGUCAAGCACUCGGGCAGUCGCCGGGCGUCGUCAUGGCGACAGGACACGAUUACGCGCAGCAAGGACGUGGCAAUCCAGCGCCUCCAAGGCCUGCGCGACCAGAUCGUGCUGGCGGGCAAGCAGCACCGCGAUGCGAUCCGCGACAAGUUUGAGGCGCUCGCCAAAGUCGAGUCGGAUUGUAACAGCGCCAAGCGCGGAGGGGACUUGGGCCCAUUCGGGCGCGGCAAGAUGCAGCCGCCCUUUGAAGCCGCGGCCUUCGCGCUGGCGCCGGCCGAGCUCAGCGAGAUGGUCGAGACGGAGAGCGGUGUCCACAUCCUCUACCGUAUCAAGUAAUAGUAGCGUCGCCUGCUGUACAGACGUCGCCGUGUCUCUUGAGAAAGGUCGUAGGAGGAAAGCAAAGUAGCAUUAGAUAUCUAAAGGGCAAACACGUUGGCAAAGCCG